AUGAAAGACGACACAGCCGCGAAACGUCUGAAUCAACUCUCCUCCCACCUGUCAACAGCCAAACUACCACCAGACUACUCCGACGUCCUCUCCACCAUCACCACCCUCAAAGACAUCGCCGCAACCCCCAACCCGUCUCACCGCGGCUACACACGCCAAAAACAAGCCGGAAAGCUCUGGGUCCGCGAGCGCAUCACCCAGCUCCUCGACCCCAACUCAUUCGAAGAAAUCGGCUCCGUCUCUGGCACCGUCACCUGGAAACCCACAGGUCCCACGACAGAAGUCCCCGAAUCCUUCACGCCAAGCAACAAUGUCCAGGGCUUCGGGAAGCUCCGCGGCCGACGCGUCCUCCUCACAGCCGACGACUUUAGCAUCCGCAGCGGACAUGCAGACGGCUCAACAGCAGACAAGACAAUCUACGCCGAGAAGCUAGCCAUCGCGCUCAAACUGCCCGUCAUCAAGCUCGUCGACGGCAGCUCCGGCGGCGGCAGCGUGACCACCAUCCGCAAAGAAGGAUGGAGCUACCUCCCCUACGUGCGCAUGUACGCGCAGGUCGUCGAGCAGCUGAACAAGGGCAUUCCAAAUCUGGGGGCUGUCGUUGGACCUGCUAUCGGUCUCGGCGCAGCACGCGUCGUCUCGUGUCAUUUCUCCGUCAUGGCGGCGGAUAUCGGCGCGCUGUUCAAUGCCGGCCCGGAGGUCGUCGCCAACGCCACCUUCGAGGAAGGACUGGAUUUUCAGGACCUAGGCGGGCCCAUGGUGCACUGCACCAACGGGACGAUCGAUAACCUUGCCGCCAAUGAGGCCGAGUGCUUCGAGCAGUUGCGGACGGUCCUCGGGUUCCUGCCCAACCAUGGCGGCGAGGCGCCUCCGGUCGUGAAGUGCGAGGAUCCAGUGGACAGAGAGGAUGUCGGCUUGCGGACUGUUAUCCCGCGGCGUGCGGCGAGGAUGUACAACCCCUACACUAUCAUCAAGUCUGUAGUAGACGCGGGCUCGUGGUUUGAGAUCGGGGGAUUAUGGGGCCGCACGGCGAUCGGGGGGCUAGCGAGACUGGGUGGGCGGCCGGUGGGGAUCAUCGCGAAUAACUGCGAGGUGAAUGGGGGUGCGCUGGAUGCGGCGGGGAGCCAGAAGCUGGCGCGGCUGCUGAAGCUGUGCGAUGUGAUGAAUCUGCCGGUUGUGCAGUUCGUCGACGUCCCGGGAUAUGCGAUUGGGACCGUCGCCGAACGCAACGCCACGAUGCGCUGGGGUGUUGAGUUAGCCAAAACCUACUUUGCUACGACGACUCCUAUCUUCAACGUGAUCACAAGGCGUGCAUAUGGCGUCGCCGGCGGGGUCAUGCUCGGUGCCCGGGACCCCGUCGUGCAGGUUGCCUGGCCGUCCGGGAACUGGGGGUCUCUGCCGCUGGACGGGGGAAUCGAGGUGGGCCAUCGCCAGGAACUGCGAGAGGCGGAGCAACGAGGCGGGAAAGAGGGCAAGGCUGCACGGUAUAAAGAGUUGGAGGAGGAAUAUCUGCGGCUGAUGAAUCCCGUGCGGACGGCCAAUGCGUUUGGGGUGCAGGAGAUUGUCGAUCCCAAGGAUACAAGGAAGAUUUGCUGCGGAUGGGUCUCACAUGUGUACGAGGUGUUGAUGGCUGAGCGGUUGGCUUUGAGGAAUUGUGGGAAGAUCCAGCCUGUUUUUUCAUAA
This is a messenger RNA of Aspergillus lentulus, 1680 nucleotides long. Its product is annotated as acyl-CoA carboxylase subunit beta. Lineage: Eukaryota; Fungi; Ascomycota; Eurotiomycetes; Eurotiales; Aspergillaceae. Gene Ontology annotation, molecular function: propionyl-CoA carboxylase activity. The record is from RefSeq and is a predicted model, not a curated record.